UGGGGCAAAGUGGAAGGAGUGGAGAUUUUCAGAGCUGAGUAGUAAAGAAUCUGUAGCCUAGGGACAGUCAACAGAAGGAGAAAGAGAAAGCCCAACUGGGCUUUUGCAGUGAAGGGAGAAAUCUAGGAGGAUCUUCAACCCUUUAGGCAUCUUGGAGUAGAAGACUUCUGAUACCAGUAGUACCACCUCCUCUAGGAAUGAGAGAAGUUCCCAGAAAAGGUCUGCUCUUUCCAUAACUUCUCUUUCCUCCAAGCUGAAAACACCAAGAAAAGAGAUCUACAACUCUUUGGCUGAAUCUUUAGUACUGCUGCUGCCAGCGGCCGCUAUAUUCUGAAUAAAAGUAAGGCAAUGCCAGAGAGUUGGUGAAGACUUUCUUUUUAUCCUACAAUGGUUGACAGCACCAAGUAUGCAGUGGCUGCGCAGCACGAAGAAGAUGUAGCAUCUUUAGCCAGUGGGCCCAAUUCAGGCCCCGAGCAGAUAAAACUGAAGAAGGAGAUCUCCCUGCUCAAUGGGGUUUGCCUGAUUGUGGGGAACAUGAUUGGCUCUGGGAUCUUUGUUUCACCCAAAGGGGUACUCAUGUACAGUUCUUCCUUUGGCCUCUCUCUUGUUAUCUGGGCCGUUGGGGGCCUCUUCUCUGUCUUUGGAGCCCUUUGCUAUGCCGAACUGGGCACCACCAUCAAGAAGUCUGGGGCUAGUUACGCUUAUAUCCUCGAGGCCUUUGGGAGCUUCCUGGCCUUCAUCCGACUCUGGACCUCCCUCCUCAUCAUCGAACCCACCAGCCAGGCCAUCAUUGCCAUCACCUUUGCCAACUACAUGGUGCAGCCAAUCUUCCCCAGUUGUUUUGCUCCAUAUGCUGCUGGACGCCUGAUUGCAGCUGCCUGUAUCUGUCUCUUAACCUUCAUUAAUUGUGCUUAUGUCAAGUGGGGAACAAUGGUACAGGACAUUUUCACCUAUGCGAAAGUAGUGGCCCUGAUUGCGGUCAUCAUUGCUGGCAUUGUCAAAAUUGGCCAGGGAGAGGCGACUAACUUGGAGAAUUCAUUUGAGGGGUCUUCGUUUUCAAUGGGAAAUAUUGCUUUGGCACUGUAUUCUGCUCUUUUCUCCUACUCUGGCUGGGAUACUCUCAACUAUGUCACUGAGGAGAUCAAGAAUCCUGAAAGGAACUUGCCCCUCUCCAUUGGCAUUUCCAUGCCCAUUGUUACUAUUAUCUACAUUUUGACCAAUGUGGCUUAUUACACUGUGCUAAACAUGAAGGACAUCUUGGACAGUGAUGCUGUUGCUGUGACAUUUGCUGACAGAAUUUUUGGAAUAUUCAACUGGACAAUUCCCCUGGCUGUUGCCUUAUCCUGUUUUGGAGGUCUCAAUGCCUCCAUUGUAGCUGCUUCCAGGCUUUUUUUUGUGGGCUCGAGAGAAGGCCAUCUCCCUGAUGCUAUCUGCAUGAUUCAUGUUGAAAGAUAUACUCCAGUGCCAUCCCUGCUCUUCAAUGGAGCCAUGGCACUAAUCUACUUGUGUGUGGAGGACAUCUUCCAGCUCAUCAACUACUAUAGCUUCAGCUACUGGUUCUUCGUGGGUCUCUCCAUUGUGGGGCAGCUCUACUUACGUUGGAAGGAACCUGACCGAAACCGGCCCCUCAAGCUCAGUUUGUUUUUCCCCAUUGUCUUCUGCCUUUGUACCAUCUUCCUGGUGGCCGUCCCUCUUUACAGUGAUACCAUCAAUUCCCUUAUUGGCAUUGGCAUUGCCCUUUCAGGCUUGCCCUUUUACUUCUUCUUCGUCAGAGUGCCAGAGCACAAACGUCCACACUGCCUCCGAAAGAUUGUGGCUUCUGCCACACGGUAUGUCCAGGUCCUGUGCAUGUCAGUUGCUGCAGAGAUGGAUUUGGAAGAUGGAGAAGAGAUGCCCAAGCAACAGCACAACAAAUCCAACUAACCCAACAACCUGACUUUCUCCCCUAAUGAGCCAACAAGGGCAAAGAAUUUCCUUUUUCUACUGGUCAGGGCCAGAGGAUAAGAGGGAUGGAUGGGAUCCUUCCCUGAAGACAAAUUUACCAAGCCCAGACCUGGAGGAAACUUUUGAACUUAUUCUUUAAGAGAGGUGGAGAAUAAUUUAUUUUUUGUUACUUGUUCCAGAUUUUUAAGUGGAAGGUUAGGGGUAGAAAGAAGCAAGCACACUUUGAGCUUCUUAGUAGGUUCUCAGAAGGAGAAGGAACAGGGGCAAGUGCCCAGAAUAGGUAUCCCCUACCCAACUCUUUCCCAUUGGGAGUCCUGCUCGGGGGUAGUUAGCAAUGUUCUUGGCCUUCUGUCUGCAUCAGAGAGGAUCUACCAAAGGGGUAGAAAGCAAUAAAAGGGAUGACAGUGGCCUCUUUCAUCACACCAUCAGGUUUCUUCUUGGAACAAUCCUGGCUCUAAUUUUCAGAGACUUGGUAUAGAUGGGUAAAAAAAAUCUUGAUGCUCUAGAAGUAUUCUCCAAGUUCUUCUUUCUUCCCAACUUAAAGCCCAUUGUAUUUUGUACAGCCAGGUGAAAUUACUAUUUCAAGUGGGACUUAGAGAGUUAAAUUAUUGAAUGGUAAAAUGUUGAUUAAAAAGUUGAUUUCUACCUUCACUGAGGACAAACAUGGAAAGGAUAUUAAAUAGUGGGGCCUACAGUCAAACACCUCUCUUUCUUGGUCUUAAAAAAAUAAAUCUCAUUAAUAAAUAUUUAUUUAGACCCACCA
Molecule: messenger RNA, 2707 nt
Organism: Monodelphis domestica (gray short-tailed opossum)
Lineage: Eukaryota; Metazoa; Chordata; Mammalia; Didelphimorphia; Didelphidae
Gene: SLC7A7
Product: solute carrier family 7 member 7
Biological process (GO): amino acid transmembrane transport
Cellular component (GO): membrane
Molecular function (GO): L-amino acid transmembrane transporter activity; basic amino acid transmembrane transporter activity
Source: RefSeq, a predicted model, not a curated record